Messenger RNA from Bipolaris zeicola 26-R-13, 249 nucleotides. RefSeq lists its product as uncharacterized. The transcript has a single exon. NCBI's taxonomy places the organism in Eukaryota, Fungi, Ascomycota, Dothideomycetes, Pleosporales, Pleosporaceae. The record is from RefSeq and is a predicted model, not a curated record. Bases 1 to 249 code for a protein of 82 amino acids.
AUGUGUUUUCUUGCCCCCCGAAUUGAUCAUUGUUGUUCUUGGGUAGUCAAAUCCUUCAAGAGCAUAGUGUUUCACUUUCCCUUCCUCAUUUCCAAGGCAUACGCAACAUCACCAAUUUCAACACCAAACACCAUAUGCCAGAAAAAUGUAUAUAUUAAGAAUAAAUGGUAUAAUGCUACUAUCAAGUCUGAACAAUUUCAGUUCCAAACGCCCUUCUUCCUAGCCGCCCCUUCAUUCGCGCAACAUUAA